CCCUUGCAGCCUGAUUGGCCGAGGGAAACGUCAGUUACUGUCUGUCUUAGAAUGUUCCUUAUUAUUUCACUGAGCUCUGACCAAUCGCUGUACAGGCUGACAGGAAAAGGCGGACCCCCGUGGUAGGCAUAGUGACAAAGACGCACGAGACGCUGGACGCUCGGCCGCCAUAUUUCAUAUGGGAAAACGAAGCAAAUGUAUUACCAGCCAAUAAAUCCGCCCAGUCCCAUCACGUGGCUGUUCUGAUGGCAACGUACCAGCUCUGGUCACCAUGGACUCCGCUGGAUGAAAGCUUGCAAUGGAUAAGACGGGCCGCACCGAGAACGCUCAGCAGUGGCUCUUCAUACAUGCAGGUGCUCUCUGUACUUCCCGGCCAGAUCUACACAGAGAGCGGAUCCAUCGCCGACCUGCCACACUACCGCACCAGAAAAUCUGCACGGGAGAUAACGGCACCUACGCCAGUAUUACUCCGGGGCGUAGACCAGGUCUUCUGUACCACCAUCACCGUCCAGCCCCCUAAAUGGAGCGGCGCGUUCCACGUAUCGGAAAACUCUGCUUUCUCCAGAGUUCUCAGUAAGCAGGAGCUGCAGCCGCCAGGCCUCAGGGAGCCGGAUGUGAGGGUGGCGGUCCGUGUGUGUAAGCAGCUGCUGCACGCCAUUCUCCUGCUCUAUGUCACCUACAAGAAAUGCACGUUCGGCCUCCAGCACGCACAUCCCGCGGACCCCUGAGUCCUGAUCUCAGAUUAUAAAGUGUAA
Messenger RNA from Pseudophryne corroboree (corroboree frog), 755 nucleotides. It is a transcript of the gene FANCD2OS, whose product is annotated as FANCD2 opposite strand. The record is from RefSeq and is a predicted model, not a curated record. Bases 246 to 728 code for a protein of 160 amino acids. The transcript has 2 exons. Lineage: Eukaryota; Metazoa; Chordata; Amphibia; Anura; Myobatrachidae.